CGCGCUCUAAUUCGCGUGAACAACACUGGAGCGAUACCACGUCAGUUCUUGGAAGCCUUCCUCACUCAUGUUUUCCGAUCCCCCUCUUUUUUUUGGUAAACCGUUCCAGCUUUGCUGCUUUUUACAGUAAAGAUCAAAGGGGAAUCAAUGAAUUAAAUUCGAUUAGAUCUUGUUUAGUAUCAUUACUAUUACUAUUAUUAUUCAUUAUAUAUCAUACUCAACCGCCACUUUUGAGCCACACCCAAUUCUUUGAUUCUCUGAUUUGAGAUUCUGAAGAAGACCCACUUCAACUUUUCGUCUCGGAUCUAAAUCUGCAACUGGGUUUUUUCAUAAUUGAACACUUGAAGAGGGUCUGGUCUCUUUGGGAUGUCCUUUGGGAGAUGUCUGGAAAUGGGUUCUCGGUUAUAAGCUCGGAUCUUGGCUUGAUUUCGGUAAGCCAUGGAUUUUAGGCUGACAGUGAAGGUACCCAGUUUGAGAUAUUGUCUUUUUUCGUCGAGCUUGAGCGUGUUUGAUGGCACUUAAUUUGUGGCAGACGUGUAUGUGAGUUGAAUAAGAGUACGUUGUGUUGUUUUUGGUUUCUGGGUGGUGAAGAUUUUGGUUUGAAGGGUAUUGGAAAACAACAUGUUCUGGAAGGAACGUGAGAGGGAUAACAAAGAGCUAAACGGUGGUCCGCCAUGUGGGCAGGUUCGAGUACUUGUCGUUGGUGAUUCAGGUGUUGGGAAAACUUCUCUUGUACAUUUGAUUGUCAAAGGUUCUUCAAUUGCUCGCCCUCCUCAGACAGUUGGCUGUAAUGUUGAUGUAAAGCACACUACUUAUGGAAAUGCUGGCAGCUCUUCAAACAGCAUUAAAGGUGAUAGUGAAAGAGAUUUUUUUGUUGAACUUUGGGAUGUUUCAGGGCACGAGAGAUAUAAAGAUUGUCGGUCUCUUUUCUACACCCAAAUCAAUGGUGUUAUUUUUGUUCAUGAUCUCUCUCAAAGGAGAACAAAAACUAGUUUGCAGAAGUGGGCAACUGAGAUUUCUACAACAGGAACAUUUUCAGCUCCUUUAGGAUCUGGAGGACCUGGUGGCCUUCCUGUUCCAUACAUUGUUAUUGGCAAUAAAGCUGACAUCGCUGCAAAAGAGGGUACAAGAGGAAGCAGUGGAAAUCUUGUUGAUGCAGCUCGCCAUUGGGUUGAAAAGCAGGGUCUGCUCCCAUCUAGUGAGGAACUUCCACUAACAGAGUCUUUUCCAGGCUCUGGAGGGCUUCUUGCGGCUGCAAAGGAAUCAAGAUAUGACAAGGAAGCUGUGAUGAAAUUUUUUAGAAUGUUGAUCAGGAGAAGAUAUUUUUCAGAUGAUUUACCAGCUUCAAAUUCAUGGUCUGUUUCUCCAAUUCAAAGACCUGUGCAGCGACUGGAUGAAAAUUUAAGUGAUGACGACCAAUCAUACAAGAAAACAAGUUUCAGCAGCGAUCCCUACAAAUACAAUGUGCUCCCUCCUCUUCCAGCUCAACGCAAUCUGACUCCGCCUCCAACACUUUACCCUCAGCAGCCUGUUUCAGUCUCCGAAAACUAUAACCUGCCUAGAUUUUCUCUGAAUGGCUCCUCUGAAACUGGCAGUGCUGCCAGAUCAAGACGGUCGGAUAUCAAUGUUUGAUGAUUACCCUUUUUCUGCUUUAUAUUGUAGUCACGGCGAAGAAUGCAAGUUCAUUUUUUUUUGGCCUGGAUAGAUAAAAUAUUGUUGAUACAAGCUGAAACAUACUCUUUUUCUUUGGGUGGUUCAGUUAGAAACUGGUACACUUGAUUCUUUUAUAUCUACAAGUUCCUCUAUCCCAUUGUAAGUUGUAAGUGGUACUUGAUGUACUCUGUUUGGGUUAGGAUGUAUAAUGAUUGAUUUGUUCAACCCGAUUGAUUAUACGGGUAAUUCUUUCAACCAAACACUCUUGCUUUU
This is a messenger RNA of Humulus lupulus (European hop), 1926 nucleotides long. RefSeq names its product small GTPase LIP1. The record is from RefSeq and is a predicted model, not a curated record. The coding region runs from base 622 to 1632 and encodes 336 amino acids. Gene Ontology annotation, cellular component: endomembrane system. The transcript is spliced from 7 exons. Gene Ontology annotation, molecular function: GTPase activity; GTP binding. Lineage: Eukaryota; Viridiplantae; Streptophyta; Magnoliopsida; Rosales; Cannabaceae. Gene Ontology annotation, biological process: intracellular protein transport.